AUGUUUCAAAGUUGUCUGAGUGGUUUUUAAGUAAAGAAAUCCACGUUUUUUGUUUUUUGAAUACUGCGAAUGCAGCCGGCUGUCGUUCUUAUCCGCGCCGUCAGGACCCCUGGUGACCUCCGAACUCCGGAAGUGGACUGCCCGCUUAUAUGCCUGAACGAACAGUUAGCUUAGCUGAGUUGUGUCAUUUGACCCGGGUUAGCCUUAAAGAAAACCGUGUCCAUGUGACAUGCAGGCCCUGACAGCAGUGAGGAUAUCAGACGGUGUUGAAUCUGCGGCUGCAGCGAAGGGGAAGCGUUCCCAAUGAGGUGCAGAGGGGCUCAGGUGUGCGUCUGGGCUCGAGGCUCGUGCCGUCCGACCCGCCUCUCCCAGCCCGGCGGGUUCUCUCCGGUCCGAACCUACAGCGCUCAGACCCCGCCCGCCCCCCCGCCGCCGCCGCCCACUGACCCCGCCCCUCCCGAUGGGAAGGGCGGAGCCGCGGUGGUGAAGGAGCGCGCCCUGGCCACGCUGCAGCACGCCGGGCAGCUCGGCCAGCGCUGGGGUCAGAGGUCGGCCCGGGCGGCCACCGCCACGGCCGACCUCUGGUGGGGGAGGUACGAGGAGUUCGUCGGGCUCAACGAGGUCCGAGGGGCUCAGUCCCAGGUCACUGAGGCCGAGGCGGCCUUCAUGGUCUCCAGGGCGAUGGUGCGUGAGGCCCACGGCGGCCUGGAGGCCCUGCAGCUCCGGCUGAAGGAGGUCCGGGACCGGCUGGACCGGGUCUCCCGGGAGGAGGCGCACUACCUGGAGCUCGCCACGCUGGAGCACAAGCUGCUGCAGGAGGAGCGUCGGCUCCGCACGGCGUACGAGAACGCCGAGGGCUCCGAGCGGGAGAAGUUCGCCCUGUUUUCGGCCGGCGUCCGCGAGAGCCACGAGAAGGAGCGCGCGAGGGCGGAGCGCACCAAGAACUGGUCGCUGGUGGGCUCGGUGCUGGGGGCCCUCAUCGGGGUCCUGGGCUCCACCUACAUCAACCGGGUCCGCCUGCAGGAGCUGAAGAGUCUCCUGCUGAAGGCCCAGAAGGGCCCCGAGAGCCUCCAGGAGGCCCUGCAGGUCCAGGCCGGGGACCACCGGGCCCAGCAGGGCGAGCUGCGGGCGCUCAUCGACGGCCUCGGGGCCGCCCUCGCGCAGAGGGGCGUCGGCCUCCGGGACGCGAGGGCGGCCCCGCCCCCCACGUGGCCCCUGGAGGCCCUGAAGGACCUGCAGGUGGGCAACAAGAAGACGGAGUCCAUUCUGGAGACCCUCCGGCCACAAGUGGGUCACCUGGGGGAGGGACUCGGUCGGGUGGAGGCGGAGCUACAGGCGGUGAGGAGGCUGAUGGAGACGCAGGUGGCCCGGCUGCAGGAGGCCCGGCUGCAGGAGGCCCGGCUGCAGGAGGCCCGGCUGCAGGAGGCCCGGUUGCAGGAGGCCCGGCUGCAGGAGGCCCGGCUGCAGGAGGCGGCCCCGGUGAGACCGGUAGGUCCAGAGCGAGGGGACCAAUGGGAGCCGGCGGCGGCGGCGAGGCGCCUGGAGGCGUCCCAGAGGACGCUGGGGGAGCAAAUCAGGACCAACACUCUCUACAACGCGGCGUUCGCCUACAGCGCCGCCGCCGUCACCGUGUCCGCCGUCUACCUGCUGACCAGAGGAACCGGCUGAGACCGGUUUGGGGCCCAGAACACGACGUCCACCGGGUUUCUGUAAUAAAGGAUCCGACUCUGGUCUCGAGAUAAACAUCAAA
This is a messenger RNA of Pseudoliparis swirei, 1750 nucleotides long. It is a transcript of the gene ccdc51, whose product is annotated as coiled-coil domain containing 51. Bases 304 to 1668 code for a protein of 454 amino acids. NCBI's taxonomy places the organism in Eukaryota, Metazoa, Chordata, Actinopteri, Perciformes, Liparidae. The record is from RefSeq and is a predicted model, not a curated record. The transcript has 7 exons.